UAAAUACCCCCUCUGAAUUAGAUAAAAAUGAAAUUUCCAACCUAGAAUAAGUAAAUACUUUUGACCAAUAGCAAUUAAUUUUGACCCACUGUGCACACCGAACGCACAACACUUGUAAAUAGUAGCAUAAGUAAGGUAAAUAAAAUCAGUUGAAAUCGUUACCCCGCCGCGUAUGCAUACCCAAAUAGUUGCUCCCGGUCUUGUUCGGUUUUGUGGUGUCCGAAAAGUACAAAACGCGACGGUUUAGAUUACCCGCCCGCUGGUGCAGUGUCUGGGGAAGUGAUUGUCUACAUCGAUUGAAAUCAGAGUGCGAAAGAAGUGCAAAACCAGCUAGAAAAAGUGUCCCACGAACAACCAACGAAAGAAGAGUGGUUAAGUACUAAACAUAAUUUGGUCCUUCGAGCCGGAUUUCUGGACCGCCGGUGAAGAAAAGUGUCCAUACAAGCGCCUACAAGAGGCCAUAAAGUGACAAGUUCAGUUCAAAUUGCCUAACGAACCGGCAAAAAAUAGUGCGACGGUGACAAAAUCACGAAGAGAGUGCAUUCCCCCCAAGAAUCUCCCAUUUUUACGUAACACUUUGUUGCCGUUGUGUGAACGAGUGGACGAUCGUCAUCAAUCAUCCAACCGGCCGACCCACGACCGAAAUCGUUCUGGUGUGGUGCAAAGUACACAGAGGGUCGUGUGGCAAAAAUACUUGGACGAAAGUCGGUGAAAAUCAAGGUGAAAAAUUGAAGUUCGGAUUGAGUGACUAAGCGGGGGGCUGAUUCUUGGCGGUGGAAAAUUACGUGUGUGUGAUUCAUUUGGCGCUACCGGUGAACAAAAUGGCGGAAGAAGCGAAGACCUUCGAUGAGUGGCUGCAGAAGAAGCAAAAUGUACUGGAUUCCGUGGCUUUGUUGGAGUUUUAUGUGAAGAAUUUCGACAAGGAGGAGGCCAGAAAGGAGCAGGUAGAAGCUUGGGCGGAGAAGCUUGAGCGGUUCUACGACGAGUUCCAUAAGGUAGCCGUCAAGAUGGAGGCCUUAUCCACGGAGGAGAAUCCCAUCGACUUAAAAGGUGAGCGUCAAAAAUUUGAUUCCCGAUAUUAUGUUCUGCGUGCAUUCUACCUGAAGCAGAUUGCGAGGGCCGCCAGUUCCUCUUCCUCCAGUCACUCCCCACCUACGAAGCCAAUGAACGUUCGGCUUCCGGAGCUGAUUCUCCCUAAGUUUAGCGGUCGUUUGGAGGACUGGUGCGUCUUUCGCGAUUCCUUCCAGUCUGCUAUCGGUUCUCGGAGUGAUAUCGGUCCCGUUGAGAAGCUGCACUACUUGAAAGGUCUGGUUCACGGUGAAGCGGCACGUAUUCUCGACCCUAUCAAGGUCAGCGAGCAGGGCUACAAGGACGCUUGGAGAGCACUCACGCUGCGAUUCGAAAACAAGCGGCAGCUCAUCAAGUGUCACAUUCGGACGCUCUUCGAUACUCCAGCGAUGCGUAAUGAAUCGGCAGAAGAUCUUCUGGCGCUGGUCGAUCGCUUCGAACAGCAAAUCUCCGUGUUGAAGAGUUUGGGUGAACCAGCUGACAAGUGGAGUUCCUUACUUGUUUACCUGCUGACAGUCCGCCUCGAUUCAUGUACGCUCCGAGAAUGGGAGAACCACUGCGCCAAACUCGACGCUGACAACAUCGCAGCCGUUCUGGGAGGAACCGCGUCGACAUCCAGCGCAGUUGCUGAUGAUUCAACUUCCAUGCCAUCGUACGUCCAGAUGGUCAACUUCCUCCAGAACUAUGCUCGAGUCCUGCACGCUGUUUCCCCGGCCACAUUCGCUCCUUCUCCUCGCAACAAGCCCAAGCUUCCACCUAACUCAGCAGCAUUCCCCGUCGUAGCGCCGCAGAAGAGCGCAUCCAGUUCGACACCUUCGAGCUCCAGUACCAGCAAGUCGGAGAAGCCGUGCGAGAAGUGUGGACAGGGACACUACCUGUACCACUGCCCGGAGUUCCAGAAGCUGGAUAUCGCGCAACGGACCGACCUGGUAAAAGAAAACAACAUCUGCUUAAACUGUUUGCGCUCCUCCUCCCAUUUUGCCCGAUCCUGUUCGGGCUCCCGCUGCCGCGUCUGCUCCCGAAAACAUCAUACGCUGCUUCACACGGACAGCAGUGAUACGAAGUCCACAUCCAGCACCCAGUCUGAAGAAUCUACCUGCUGCGUCGCUGUCGAGGAAAUGCUUCCCGUUCCGUCGAAUCUAGCGCACUCGAAGUCCGUUUCACAAGUUCAAGCCCAGCAACCGUGUACUCCUAGUACGUCGAUCGUUCCCUCUCUCCGUGUUCACGACAUUUCCGGGAAUCCCCAGUGCGCUUUGGUCUCGCAAUCCCAAGCCGUGAUCCCUGGAACCGUUUUUCUUCCAACUGCGCUCGUGAACAUCCGUAGCAGUAGAGGUCGCAUCAUUUCCGCACGGUGCUUGCUGGACUGUGCAUCCCAACGAAACUUCGUGUCUGCCGGACUCUGUGAGAAGCUCCAACUACCACGGACUCGUCUGCCACAACCGAUGACAAUCAGCGGAAUUGGCAACACCACCACGCGCGUAGAGCACGAAGUAUGCGUGAGCGUCUCUUCCCGGAUUUCAUCUUUCUCCGUGAAAUGUUCGAUGCUGAUUCUUCCGUCGAUCACCGUGAAGCUUCCACAGUUCUCCGUCGACACCCGUCAAUGGUCGAUACCGGAGCACGUCAACCUCGCCGAUCCGACUUUCGCGGUCACCAGUAACAUCGACAUGAUUCUGGGUGCCGCCCACUUCUUCCGUGUCCUCCGCUAUGGUCGAGUCUCUCUCGGCAACGAUCUUCCGCUGCUCCAGAAUACCGAAUUUGGAUGGGUUGUCUCUGGAGAGUGCAUGCUGGAAAACCACGACCAUGAAGAUCCUCGUAACUGCCAGUUCAGCAAUCCCUGUACAAUCGACGAGCUGGUCAACCGCUUUUGGCAGCUUGAAGAGGUGCAGCAGUCAAAAGGCUGGUCUCCGUCUGAGCGAUACUGCGAGCAACACUUCGUCGAACACACCGUCCGAAAUGCAGAUGGUCGCUACGUCGUCAAGCUCCCAAAGAGAGAAGAGUUGCUUCCCCAGUUAGACGAUAAUUGGUACAACGCUACGCGGCGGUUCUACUCCUUGGAACGAUCGCUGGCCAGAGAUCCAGAGAAGCAUGCCAUGUACCAAAAAUUCGUCCAUGAAUACCAAGCUCUCGGACACAUGAGGGAAAUUGAUCCCAACGAGCGAGACAGUAAACCUCGCUACUAUCUUCCCCAUCACGCAGUCAUUAAGAUGGACAGCACCACUACCAAGCUCAGAACCGUCUUCGAUGCGUCUUGCCGGUCGAAAUCCGGUCUGUCUCUCAACGAUGUUCUUCUCGCUGGCCCCGUCCAAGACACCCUAGUCACAAUCGUGAUUCGCUUCCGAAUCUCCGAAUUCGUCGUGUCGGCGGACAUCGAAAAAAUGUAUCGUCAGGUGCUAGUAUCGGAACAGGAUCAACCGCUGACUCGAAUAGUGUGGCGCGAUCAUCCGGAUCUUCCGCUGAAGAUUUACCAGCUACUCACCGUCACCUACGGCACCAGCUGUGCCCCGUUCCUAGCGAUCAGGGUGUUGCAGAAGCUUGCCGACGACGAAGAACAGCGAUUCCCUCUGGCAGCUCGUGUACUCCGCCACGACUUCUACGUGGACAACCUGCUAACUGGCUCCAACGACACUUCAUCUCUCGCCGCUACUUGCAAGCAGCUCAUCGCGAUGCUGGCUUCUGCAGGCCUUCCGCUUCGGCAAUGGUCGUCCAACAACCAGACUGUGCUCAACGCCAUUCCGCCGGAGCUCCGGGAGACUGAAACGCUGCUCGAUUUGGACCAUGAAGCCUCCGUCACCACGCUCGGAUUACGCUGGGAGCCUGCUACCGAUCUUCUGUCCUUCAAGCAGCCAAAGUGGAAGGAAUAUUCAACACUCACGAAGCGGGAGAUGCUGUCGCAAAUCAGCAGUCUGUUCGACCCGCUUGGACUUAUUGGUCCGACCAUCUCGAAGGCAAAAAUCCUCCUCCAAAGCUUGUGGAAGCUCCACCUUGACUGGGAUACACCAGUUCCUCCGGCAGUCGCCAGUGAGUGGCAGGAUAUUCAACAGAAAUUCGCCGGUCUUGUGCAUCUGCGGAUUCCCCGACACGUCCUCAGCCCAGGUUACGCACGCCUGGAAGUCCAUGGCUUCAGUGACGCUUCGGAGAGCGCCUACGGUGCUUGCUUGUUUUUCCGUUCCAUCUCUUCUGCUGGAUCCUGCAUUGUUCGGCUGCUCAUGUCGAAGUCGAAGGUGGCACCAGUCGACACGAAGUCAAUUCCGCGUCUAGAGCUCUGCGCGGCUCACCUGCUCGCCAAACUCCUAGUCCAUGCCAUGGAUUCCGUCGAGAUUUCCGCUACGGUCUACCUGUGGACAGACUCCACCAUAGUGCUGGAUUGGCUUGCCGCAACACCGUCAUCGUGGAAGACGUUUGUGGCAAAUCGCGUGGCUGAAAUACAAGAACUCACCACACACGCGGUCUGGAAUCACGUUCCGUCAAAGGACAAUCCAGUCGACCUCAUCUCUCGCGGUAUGACCCUCGACGAGCUCUCACUACACUCCCUUUGGUGGCACGGACCAGCCUGGCUUGGUGCACUGGACAUUCCGUGGCCAGCCAAGUAUGCAGCGUCGAAAUCCACUAACCUCGAAGCCCGUAAGAUUGUCGCCCUUCCCGCCGUCGAAGAUGGCCCACUGUACGAUCUGGUUCUCCGCUACUCAAGUCUCCGUUCACUGCUUCGAAUCUGCGCCAUCAUUCGUCGGUUCUGUGAGAACUGCCUCCGCCACAAGAAUCAGCGGGAACGUGUUGUCGGCCCUUUGACCGUAGCCGAAAUCGACCAAACCCUGCUCGCCUUGAUCCGUCGGGCUCAGCAUGAGCACUUCGAGAAGGAACUCCGUCAACUGUCUUCCACUGGGAAAGUGGACCGAAAAUCCAAACUUCGGUUUCUGAACCCACAGUUGGUGGACGGUGUGAUCCGCCUCGGUGGCCGGUUACAAAACGCUUCGAUUCCAAACGACGAGAAGUGUCCUAUCCUUUUGCCAGCCAAGCAUCGGUUGACCGACCUCAUCGUGACGAGAGAGCACCAGAAGACACUCCACGCUGGUCCUGGGUUACUGCUAUCGUCCCUCCGCCAGAAGUACUGGCCUCUUGGCGGCCGGAACCUGGUUCGGAAGAUCGUCCACCGGUGCAUAACAUGCGCCCGCGCUCGACCAAAGCCACUGGAGCAGCUGAUGGGUCAACUUCCCCCAAUGCGAGUCACUCAGGCGUACCCCUUCGAAAACGUCGGCAUCGAUCUUGCCGGCCCGCUCUACGUGCGCCCAUUCACCAGAAGCCGCAAAUCUCAACUAGCAAAAAUGUACAUUGUCGUGUACGUCUGCCUGGCUACUAAAGCGGCUCACCUUGAUAUUGUGUCCGACCUUACCACCGAAGCCUUCAUCGCGAGCCUCCGGCGCUUUACCAGCCGGAGAGGCAGGCCAGCGCACAUCUACUGUGACAACGCCACCAACUUCGUUGGGGCUACAAGGGAAUUGAAGGAGCUCCGCAAGUUGUUCCUGUCCCAACAACACAAAGAGUCCGUAGCACGCGAGUGUGGAGAAGAUGGAAUCCAAUUCCAUUUUAUUCCGCCACGAUCGCCAUCCUUCGGUGGCAUCUGGGAAGCUUGCGUGAAAUCCGUCAAGACCCUGCUGCGAAAGAUCCUCGGCAAUGCUCACCUCACGGAAUCGGAACUCCAAACCGCUCUUGUGCAGGUUGAGGCAAUGCUGAAUUCACGCCCUAUCACCCCACUACCGGACGAUCCUUCCGAGGAACGCGCCCUCACACCAGGGCACUUCCUGAUCGGUAGACCGCUGAAUGCGAUGCCCGAUCCCGACCUUCAGGACGUCCCAGAAAACCGUCUCUCUCGCUAUCAAAGAGUACAGCAACUCGCUGGACACUUUUGGUCUCGGUGGCACAAGGAGUAUCUAGCCACCCUGCAAAUCCGGUACCGCUGGACUGAAGCGCUCGACAACCUCGCCGUCGGCUCCAUCGUCGUUCUCAAAGAGGAAAAGAUUCCGCCGCUCAAAUGGCCUCUCGGACGUGUGAUCAGCGUCCAUCCCGGCUCCGACGGACGAGUUCGGGUCGCCACAGUGCGAACCAGCACCGGUACGACCCAGCGUGCCAUCUCGAAACUCUGCCUUCUUCCGGUCGAAGUUGAUCCUGCCACCGUCGUCAUUGAUGCCCCGCAGUCGCCAGACGUUGGCCCUCGCUCAGGGAACAGAGCCGCCGGACGAGAUCCCGGCCCUUGCUCAGGGAACAGAGCCGCCGGACGAGUUCCCGGCCCCUACUCGGGGAAAUGAGUCGCCAGAUGAGAUUCUGGCCCACGCUCGGGGGAAUCGAGUAGAACGAGAAGCAUCUGUAAAGACGUUAAGCCUUCCAUGCGGGUUCGCCCCAUGGACUGGACUUAACCGAAGUUAAGUACCAUUUCUCGUUAUCGUUCCAACAAUCUGGCCACAGAUGUUCCGUUUUUUCCAGCUCGUCAUCCGUACCCGCAUAUCAAGGACCACGACACUGGAGAUCGGCCUGUGCCAGCUGAACCACAUUCAAUUCUGUUGCAUUCAUCUAUUCAACAUGCAUCGCGAGCCGUAGGAGUUCCACCGCCAGUGAUUGAUGAAGUGCAGAAAUUUCAUUGGCGGCCGGAAUGUUAAAUACCCCCUCUGAAUUAGAUAAAAAUGAAAUUUCCAACCUAGAAUAAGUAAAUACUUUUGACCAAUAGCAAUUAAUUUUGACCCACUGUGCACACCGAACGCACAACACUUGUAAAUAGUAGCAUAAGUAAGGUAAAUAAAAUCAGUUGAAAUCGUUA
This is a messenger RNA of Aedes albopictus (Asian tiger mosquito), 6874 nucleotides long. RefSeq lists its product as uncharacterized. The record is from RefSeq and is a predicted model, not a curated record. NCBI's taxonomy places the organism in Eukaryota, Metazoa, Arthropoda, Insecta, Diptera, Culicidae. Bases 822 to 6368 code for a protein of 1848 amino acids. The transcript is spliced from 2 exons. Gene Ontology annotation, biological process: DNA integration. Gene Ontology annotation, molecular function: nucleic acid binding.